This is a messenger RNA of Mya arenaria, 1374 nucleotides long. RefSeq names its product tyrosine-protein phosphatase 10D-like. Bases 1 to 1323 code for a protein of 440 amino acids. NCBI's taxonomy places the organism in Eukaryota, Metazoa, Mollusca, Bivalvia, Myida, Myidae. The transcript is spliced from 13 exons. The record is from RefSeq and is a predicted model, not a curated record. Gene Ontology annotation, biological process: protein dephosphorylation. Gene Ontology annotation, molecular function: protein tyrosine phosphatase activity.
AUGAACUGGUUUCUAGUAGACGGCUUAAACAAUAUUCCACCAUAUAUUGCCACAAAGCCAAAUUGGAAGCCGCCGUGCGCAAACAGGAAUCGGCGUAAGCGUUCUUCAACAGAUGGUUCAAACAUAUUUGUGAUUGGAAAUGACGCAUGCCAUGGUCCUUCUACAACAAAGGAAUAUUGCAAUGGGCCUUUACCUGAUGGACGCUCUUUCAAAGUAAAAUCCUUUGUAUGUACGGACUACGGCUGCACCGAAACUGUAUACUCACAACCAAUAAAAACAGCGCCUAACAUGACGGCGGCGUUUGUGGGCGGAGCGGUGUCAGCGGUUGUUGUGCUAGUCCUAGUUGUUUUGGUGGUCUUCUUAAUGAGAAGGAGACAAGCAGCACAUGGUCCAGUAAAACUGACUGAGUUUCCAGCCUUUGUAGAGAAGAUGCACAGGGACAGUGAUCUUCUCUUUGCUGAUGCUUACAAGCAUAUUAAGGAACCAAGACCUAAACACCCUUGUACAGUUGCUAAAUCUCAGAAUUGCCGAGCGAAAAAUCGAUACACAUACAGUAUUCCAUACGACCACUCGCGAGUAAAACUUGGACCGUCAGACAAUGUUGGGGGAUCUGACUAUAUAAAUGCCAAUUACGUUCCGGGCUACACAUCCCCACGCGCGUAUAUUGCCACCCAGGGUCCGAUGCAGGCGACCUUUGACGAUUUCUGGCGAAUGGUGUGGGAGCAAAAUGUUGACACGAUUGUUAUGCUGACGAAGCUUGUGGAAAACGGAAGAAUCAAGUGUGACAAAUAUUGGCCGGAUGUGUAUAAGCCGAAGUAUUACGGGGACCUGGUUGUCUCGGUGACGUCAGAGUCCAACCUCUCCGACUACACACUCAGAAUCUUCGAAAUCAAAUUAAAGGGGGAACGGCGUUCUGUCCGUCAGUUCGCUUAUCUGAAGUGGCCUGAUAUGGGCUGCCCUGAGUUUCCGGAAAUGCUCCUGGAGUUUCUGGAGACGGUGAAAGAUCACAAUAAGCGUCAACGUGGCACAAGGCACAAGGCGUCAAUGGUUGUGCACUGCAGCGCUGGAGUAGGUCGGACGGGGACAUUUAUCGUUGUGGACCACCUACUGCAACACAUCCGUCACCAUGACGACGUAGACGUAUACAAACUCGUGCUUGAUAUGAAGAACCAUCGUUGCAACAUGGUCCAAACUGAGGACCAGUUCAUCUUUAUCCACGAGUGUCUGAAGGCGUGUAUUACCUCGGACAGAAAUUAUGAAGAGGUUGAGGAACAUAUGUACGAACAACUCACGAUUAUGGGGAGACAACAUCUACAAUGUUAGUUGACAUGAUGAAAAAAAUGGACAACACGAAUGAUAGCAUCUUGGAAUUCU